UGCGUAGACGCUCCCGCCAGCUCCUGUCUGCGGAAGACUCUCCACUGCGCCACCCAUGGAGCGCAUCGAGGGGGUGACCGUGGGCCUCUGUUCCCGCUCGCCCUACCUGCGGCCUCUCAGGCUGCACUACCGCCAGGAUGGUGUCCAGAAGUCCUGGGACUUCAUGAAGACACAUGACAGUGAAUGGACCGACUGCAUGUUCUUACCGAGCUUCAUCCCCCCAUGCAGCGUGACCAUUCUCAUGUUCAACUCUUCUCAGAGAAGCCUGGUGUUGGUGAAGCAGUUCCGGCCAGCUGUAUAUGCAGGCGAGGUAGAGCGCCUCUUCCCGGGGUCUCUGGCAGCUGUGGACCAGGACCAGCCCCAAAAACUUCAGCCGGCACUGCCUGGUGCAGUGGGAGUGAUGGUAGAACUCUGUGCCGGCAUUGUGGACCAGCCUGGGCUCUCACUAGAAGAAGUGGCCUGCAAGGAGGCUUGGGAAGAGUGUGGCUAUCACCUGGACCCCACUGAUCUGCGCCAAAUUGCCACGUACAUGUCUGGAGUAGGAUUGACUGGCUCCAGGCAGACCAUGUUCUACGCAGAGGUGACAGAUGCCCAGCGAAGUGGGCCUGGUGGAGGCCUGGCCGAGGAGGGGGAACUCAUCGAGGUGGUACAUCUGAACUUGGAUGAGGCCCAGGCCUUUGUGGACAACCCCAAAAUCCCCAAGACUCUUGGUGUUAUCUUCGCUAUCUCUUGGUUCUUUAGCCACGUGGUUCCCCACCUGAGUCUCCAGUGAGACCUUGGGGCUGGACAGGCCGGUCCUGUCCACUCACUUUCCUGCCCUACACCCUCAAUAAAGCUUGUAUAAUUUUCACUGAUGGCCA
Onychomys torridus (southern grasshopper mouse) is the source of this 860-nucleotide messenger RNA. RefSeq names its product nudix hydrolase 14 (gene Nudt14). The transcript is spliced from 5 exons. Gene Ontology annotation, molecular function: UDP-sugar diphosphatase activity; metal ion binding. Bases 56 to 772 code for a protein of 238 amino acids. Gene Ontology annotation, biological process: ribose phosphate metabolic process; nucleoside phosphate metabolic process. The record is from RefSeq and is a predicted model, not a curated record. NCBI's taxonomy places the organism in Eukaryota, Metazoa, Chordata, Mammalia, Rodentia, Cricetidae.